AUGCAAACAAGCAACAACCACUCACAAGAUGAAGAAGAUACUGACCAAUCACAAGGAGGUAUGGCAGCUCAUUAUCCUCAAUCACAACUGGAAGAUUUGUUAAUCCAACAACAUGAGUCAGAGAGCAAAGCAGAAAAGGUGAAAAGGAUUCUAUUGACUAACAUUCUCACAGAGAGGAUUAUUCAAACAUGUCUUGUUGUAGUCAUGCUCAUUCUAUUGGUGGUGUACUUGUUUUUGGGUAGUGUUGAGGAGAAGGCAUUCAUUGGAACUAUUGCACUGUUAAUCAAACUUGUACUUUCUGCUCUGAGCGUAAUUAUCUGUAGUUUUGGAAAUUAUUUCAUCUUGAUUGGAGUGUGUGCCAUUCAGUUUGUUUCGAUUCUUGUUGGUGAUUCACUCUUGUUUUUGAUAAUGUUCUUUCCAAAUGAAAGAGUUUUUGAUACGGCUGUUCUCAUUCCCAUCUAUUCAAUGAUGACCUUGGAAUUGUUUAGUUUGGUACUGAGCAUUGUAAUGGUGAUAAAGAAGAAGAGGAGUGAAACCAAGCAAAUAGCUCACACCAACAACACAAUUCCUUCUCAACAGCAAGUCUAA
Molecule: messenger RNA, 588 nt
Organism: Naegleria gruberi
Lineage: Eukaryota; Heterolobosea; Eutetramitea; Acrasida; Naegleriidae
Exons: 1
Coding region: 1-588 (195 amino acids)
Source: RefSeq, a predicted model, not a curated record